UGCACAGCAAACAACAAACAACAAACAACAAACCGCCUGCGCGUCAACACGGUCUUCAGGGUGAAACUUGUCCACGAGCGUCCUCCGGUUUACUCGUCCAGAAAACCUGAAAGACCCGCGCAGCCCGGCCAGGAGACGCCAAAUUGCCGUGGAAAUUAGACAACCCUCGCAGACUCGUUCUCUGAAGACUCGUGGUGUGUGUGCGUUUGACUGAGGAGCGCCUCUCGGUGGCCGAGCCAUGCAGGUGCAGGAUCUGAUUUGGCAGUUCCGGUUGCCCGAAUUUGGCGACUUCAGGCAAUAUGUGCGUAGUUUGCCCACCAACACGCUGAUGGGCAUGGGUGCGUUCGCCGCCAUCACCACCUACUGGUACGCCACCAGACCACGAGCCCUGAAGCCCCCCUGUGACCUCACCAUGCAGUCUGUGGAGGUGGAGGGCGAGGAAUUCGCUCGCCGUUCCACCCUCCUGGACAGCGACAGGUUGAUGAUCCGCUUCUAUGAUGAUGCACGGACCAUGUACGAGGUGUUUCUUCGUGGAAUCAGAGUGUCCAAUAACGGCCCUUGUUUAGGAUCGAGAAAACCCAAGCAGCCAUACGAAUGGCUCUCGUACAAAGAGGUUGCAGACAGGGCCGAGAUGAUUGGCUCAGCGUUGCUCCACAGAGGUCACAGUAAAGAAGGAGACAAAUACAUUGGUAUCUUCUCCCAGAACAGACCUGAGUGGACUAUAUCUGAGCUGGCCUGCUACACGUACUCGCUGGUGGCUGUUCCCCUGUAUGACACACUGGGCACCAAGGCCAUCGGCUACAUCGUAGACAAAGCCGAGAUAUCGACGGUGAUCUGUGACACGGUGGAGAAGGUGCGCACGGUGCUGGAGUGUGUGUCGGGUCGAGAGCACAGCGUCAGGACCGUCGUACUGAUGGAGGAGAAGGAGAGCGAGCUCACGGCACGAGCCGAAAAGCUGGGCAUCCAGAUUCUCAGCCUGAGGGAACUGGAGGCUCUCGGCAGAGCUUAUCACAAACGCCCGGUGCCUCCUACACCUGAAGACCUCGCACUGGUCUGCUUCACCAGCGGAACGACAGGGCAGCCGAAGGGUGCGAUGCUCACGCACGGCAACGUCAUCUCCAACUGCGCCGCCUUCAUCCGGAUCACGAAGAUACACUGCAUGCUCAACCACACCGAUAUCCACGUAUCUUACCUUCCCCUCGCGCACAUGUUCGAGAGGGUGGUAGAGAGUGUGAUCCUGGUGCACGGCGCGAGGAUCGGUUUCUUUCAGGGCGACAUCCGUACGCUGAUGGACGAUCUGAAGACUCUCAAACCCACCGUGUUCCCCGUCGUCCCCCGACUCCUCAACCGCAUGUUCGACAAGAUCUUUGGGCAGGCGAACACUCCGCUGAAGCGCUGGCUGCUCGACUUCGCCACCAGGAGGAAAGAGUCGGAGAUGCGCAGCGGCAUCGUGAGGAAGGACAGCAUGUGGGACAAACUCAUCUUCAACAAAGUCCAGGUGAGUCUGGGUGGGCGUGUGAGGCUGAUGAUCACCGGCGCCGCUCCCGUGUCCCCCACUGUGCUGACGUUCCUGCGGGCUGCUCUCGGUUGCCAGUUUUAUGAAGGUUAUGGACAGACAGAAUGCACUGCAGGAUGCUCCAUGUCUCUGCCAGGAGACUGGACGGCAGGUCACGUGGGUCCUCCUUUACCCUGUAAUUAUGUGAAACUGAUCGAUGUGGCUGAGAUGAGCUACUACGCAGCCGAGGGAGAGGGCGAGGUGUGUGUGAAAGGACCAAACGUGUUCCAGGGCUAUCUGAAAGAUCCGGAGAAGUCCGCGGAGGCCAUCGAUAGAGAUGGCUGGCUGCACACAGGCGACGUCGGCAAAUGGCUCCCGAACGGCACGCUGAAGAUCAUCGACAGGAAGAAGCACAUCUUUAAGCUGGCUCAGGGCGAGUACAUCGCUCCCGAGAAGAUCGAGAACAUCUACAUCCACAGCGACCCCGUGGCUCAGAUCUUCGUUCAUGGAGACAGUCUGCAGGCAUGCUUAAUCGGCAUUGUGGUACCAGACCCCGAAUUCCUCCCUGGAUGGGCCAAGAAAAGAGGACUUGUGGGCUCCUACCUCGAGCUGUGCAAGAGCAAGGAAGUGAAAAAUGCCAUUCUAGAGGACAUUGUGCGGUUGGGGAAAGAAGGCGGCCUGAAGUCCUUUGAGCAGGUGAGGGACAUCGUCCUGAACCCCGAGAUGUUCUCCGUGGAGAACGGCCUCCUUACACCAACCCUGAAGGCCAAGAGAACGGAGCUGAGGAACCACUUCAAAGAACAAAUCGAUCGGCUCUACGCCAAGAUCAAGACGUAAACACAAACAGAGAUGGAGGGGG
Messenger RNA from Ictalurus punctatus (channel catfish), 2354 nucleotides. RefSeq names its product acyl-CoA synthetase long chain family member 1a (gene acsl1a). Bases 239 to 2332 code for a protein of 697 amino acids. NCBI's taxonomy places the organism in Eukaryota, Metazoa, Chordata, Actinopteri, Siluriformes, Ictaluridae. Gene Ontology annotation, molecular function: arachidonate-CoA ligase activity. The record is from RefSeq and is a predicted model, not a curated record. The transcript has 21 exons. Gene Ontology annotation, cellular component: endoplasmic reticulum; membrane. Gene Ontology annotation, biological process: long-chain fatty acid metabolic process; long-chain fatty-acyl-CoA biosynthetic process; very long-chain fatty acid metabolic process.